Molecule: messenger RNA, 2301 nt
Organism: Kwoniella shivajii
Lineage: Eukaryota; Fungi; Basidiomycota; Tremellomycetes; Tremellales; Cryptococcaceae
Exons: 6
Coding region: 1-2301 (766 amino acids)
Biological process (GO): vesicle transport along microtubule; microtubule nucleation; mitotic centrosome separation
Cellular component (GO): kinetochore; kinesin complex; centrosome
Molecular function (GO): microtubule binding
Source: RefSeq, a predicted model, not a curated record
AUGUCGGCUGGACUGCCGACUCUCGACUCUCUGUCCACCUCGAGCGGAUCUGGGAACGCUUCCGUACAUAAAAUGCCAAGUAGCUCGACAAUGAGAUCUGAUGAAGAUGAUGAGGACAUGGCUUUUGACUCUCCUGAAGACGAGAUAGCUCAUUAUAGGGAGAAAUGUAGACAAUCAAUGGAUAUGCUCACUGAAACAAGAGCUGAACUAGAGGAAUUUCAACAAUCAUCCAAGGAACUUGAAGAUGAAAUGGAACAAGAACUAGCUUCAAACGAGAAAGUACAAGGAGAGUUAAAGGAGAAAAUCAAAAGGCUCGAAAUAGAGAAGGAGGAAUGGAAGUCAAAGCAAAUCGCUCUACAAAAAUUGCAUAGCUCCACUACAGCUGCGAUGCACAGAGAAAUGGAUAAUUUACGAUCGGAAAGAGACAAAACUUUGGUCGCUCUGAGAGAUUUGGAAAUGGGCAAUGAUGAGCUGGAAAGGAAUGAAAGGGUGGCAGUCUCUUCUUUACUUGAUUUGGAAAGCAAAUACAAUAGAGCUAUAGAAGAGAAAACUCUGCUGGAACAGGAAAUAGUGCAAAAACAGGAAAUGGAAGAAGAAUGCCAAAGGCUAAAAGACGAGAUGAGAGACGCAAAUAACGAAAUAUCCAUUCUGAGAGAUCAAAUUUCACGAAUGACAUUACCAACUCCGCCUUCAUCAAUUUCUGAACCUGAACCUAUCCCAAUAUCACCAAUUCAAGACGCUUAUCGUGAACUUCCUUUGAAAGAUGAGAUUGAUCCUGCCUCUAUAGCAUUACCGCCACCUGUCCCUACAAAAUCACCUGGGAUUGGAAUAUCAGCGACACAAUCACCUGCUAGGCGAUUACCUAGAAGUACAACUUCUUCAUCUAUCCCCUUAUCCUCGCCUGUCCCUCGGAAGAGAUUGAUCUCGUCGAUUCCACAAUCACCUACCAUGUCAUCUCUAUCAAGAUCUACCACUUCAAGGAACCUAGCUGGGGUGGCUACUGGACCUCAAUCACCUGCUUUAACUCGUUCACGAUCAGGUAUACCUCAGCCUUCUCCUGCUAGAAUAACACAAUUAUCAUCGGUAUCUCAUCAACAGACUAAAUCUAGAGGAUUCAAACUCCUGCAUGAUCUGCAAGCCAGAUUGAAAGCCACUGACAACAAAUUAGGUGUGGCAAAAGUACCAAGAAGGAAUGUGUCGAAUCCGUUGAGUUUUGGUGGAAGUAAAUCACGUACAGCAUCUGCAUCUUCAAUGAAAGAAGAGAAAGAGAAAGAUCAGCCAAAACCGAAACCGAAAAUGACCAAUCCAAGAGUUACAGCUUUAAAUGGAAGUACGAAAAGUGGAGAUAAUACACCUAUGACAAGUUCGAACAGCUCACUGAUGUCACCUAAUGGAUGGGUAUUAAUCGAUGGUGAAGAGGACGGUGAUGAUAAUCAAGAUACUCCCACUGCCAAUGCGUUCAUGAACGCGUCAACUCGAGAGAGGCCAAGGGAAGAACCGUUAUCACCGCUAGAUGCCACGUUCGGUAUCGGUAAUAAUAGAGCAGUAUCAAGUGCAAGUAAUCAAACUAGUUCUACCUCUUCUCAACGUUCAUUACCUUCCAGACCGGGUAUACCAAGUCCUCUAGCAAAUAUCAAUGGGUUAAAUAGAUCUACAUCAUCUAAAAUCAUUGCUAGGCCACCUUCAAGAAGUGCGAGAAGUAAUACUACUACAGUUCCUUUUCCUACCACGAAUGCGAUCAGGACCAUGAAAAGAGAAAGUCAAAGUCAACAUCAAACGCCUAAGAUGAAAACACCACUUUCACCAAAUACGACUACGGGUACAAGUAAUAAUAUGAAUAGACCGAUGUCACCUUCGUAUACGCCAACUUCAUCAAGACCGAUGUCCCCUUCUCUGAUGACUUCGUUAUCUAGACCAAUGUCACCUUCGAUGUUACCACAGCUUUCCAGACCAUUAAGAGCACCUUCACCCCAGAUAUCAUCAACCCAUUCGUCUAGACCUUCAUCAAGAACUGAUAAACGCUUAGCAAUAGGGAAUAAUGGUAAUAUGAUAGGCAAAGGUCCACCACCGCCUUCGUUCAAUAAUAGACAUCCACCAUCAUUAUCAGCGUCAACGAAUCUGAGACGAUCGACGAGGAGAUCAUCUUUAGGCGCAGCAGAAGCUUCUCUACCACCUACAGGAAUUCCAGCUCCAAGAGAUAGUAUUGGAGGAGUCAAGACUCCAGUAAGACCAAUGACAAUUCACGGCGAUACUCCUCCUCCCGUUCCUAGAAUUCCAAGCGGUCUAAGGAGAAAACCAUGA